This is a messenger RNA of Oryza sativa Japonica Group (Japanese rice), 1414 nucleotides long. RefSeq lists its product as uncharacterized. NCBI's taxonomy places the organism in Eukaryota, Viridiplantae, Streptophyta, Magnoliopsida, Poales, Poaceae. The record is from RefSeq and is a predicted model, not a curated record.
AGGCAACAAGACGGCUCCAAGUCCAACGAGCCAAACCCUAAAAAACUAAAAUUCCCCAAACUCUGUCGCCGUCGCCAUGGACCGCGAUGCGGGCGGCGGCGGCGACCCUGCUACCGGAGGACCAGCUGAAUUCCCUGGCGAGGCCAAGAUAACCCUGCGACCUGAUUUCCUCCUCUUACAAGCGGCCCCCUUACAAGCAGCUGCCAGAAAAUCUAAAAGAUAUGCUAUUCAGCAAAGUAUUCUCUACAAAGAGCACAAAAGGCAAUCUAGACAUCAACUAAGAGGAGCACAGCCAUCAACCUCCCAAAAACCUAGGCAUGCAGAAGCUGGAAGUAAGACUCAUGUUCGUCAAAGUGUUCUCUAUUCAGAGCGUAAAAGGCAACCUAGACAUGAACGAGGAGGAACACAACCACCAACCUUACUGACUGCGAGUGAGCAUGAUUCUACAACUGUGGAGCCAUCAAGACUUAAGGAAGCUUCACCAUCACUGUCAGAUGAACUACGUGAACUUGAGGAAUACCGCAAGACGCAUACCUUUAGCAGCUUUGAAGAUGCGAUUCAUUAUGUUCUUUCUGUUCAUCCUCGUACUUUGUCUGGGCUUCCAGUAACUGAGGAUGACCACCAUGAUGGUGAAGCUUUUGAGCUUACAACACCAGCUCAAUCAGUCCCAGUACAAGUACCAACUUCUGAAGCUUCCGUGGACGUAGUUCAGAACGGAAAUAAAUGGAUGGGCGAGGAAGUUAUGACGGCAUUCGAGAAAUAUGUAGAGGAAAGGGAUUAUCUUAAGGGCAUUGAGUACAAAUUGGAUGAACUUUGUCAUCAAUGCCUCAAUGUGAAAAACUACAAUCAUAUCUUUCACCACUUCAACUUCAGUGUGAAGACUAAGACCCCAGGUUCUACUGAUUGGACAUCGGAGUUAUAUUUUGCUGAGGUUAAAACAAUGUUCAGACAGAAAGUUUAUUUCUGCUGGCCCUUGGAGCCGAAUGAAAACGGUCAUUGCAAUGCAUGCAAGAAUCAAGGGAUGGAUGACCUGAAACAUCCUGUGAUAGGUGCAUUUGAUAGAGGUGACAACGAUACAAUGUUUCCCUAUAUGUACAUCGGUGAUGAUACAGCAUGUCCUUAUUUCUGGUUGAGUGAGUCUGAUGAUGAGUUUCCAAAUAGAGUUUUGGAUGAUUCAGAUGACGAUGAUAUAAUUUAGUGAUUAUUAGUUUUGAUGAAAUUAAUGGGUCAUAAAACUUGUAACUUGUGACUCUAUGUUAUGGUUGUGAACAGGGUUAGAUUCUAGUGCUCUUAAAGUAUUAUUUUAUAAUGCAUUAUGUAACACUGGAUUGAAUUUUUAGUAUCUUUAUGUUUCUCUCUGUUAUUGAUCGACACAAAGCUUCAUGUUUAUUGUGGUUGUGGGUUGUCAUAUUUA